Salvia hispanica is the source of this 1956-nucleotide messenger RNA. RefSeq names its product DNAJ heat shock N-terminal domain-containing protein (gene OWL1). The record is from RefSeq and is a predicted model, not a curated record. NCBI's taxonomy places the organism in Eukaryota, Viridiplantae, Streptophyta, Magnoliopsida, Lamiales, Lamiaceae.
UCGUCUCUUCUCUUUUAAUCCAAAUUUUUUGAUUCUCUUCUUACUUGACUGUUGUUUGCUAAAGCCCUAAAACCCCCCUUUUGUCCAAUGACUGAAAAAAAUGGUGAAACCAACAACAAGCAGCUCUACGCUUUGCUCAACGUUUCGCCGGAAGCUUCUGAUGAAGAAAUCAGAAAGGCGUAUCGCCAAUGGGCCCAAGUUUAUCACCCUGAUAAACACCAAUCUCCACAUAUGAAGGAUAUUGCAACAGAGAACUUUCAACGAGUAUGCGAAGCUUAUGAGAUAUUAACAGAUGAAAAUAAAAGGAUCAUAUACGAUAUCUAUGGAAUGGAGGGACUUAUUUCCGGCCUGGAGCUUGGCCCGAAACUUGAAAAGGUUGAUGAAAUCAAGGAAGAACUUGAAAAAUUGAAACGUCAGAGAGAAAAAGAAAAAGCUGAACCCAAUAUCAGAUCAUCUGGCUCGAUUUUGGCAAAUUUGUCAUGGCCUGAUCUUUUAGAUGGUGAUGGUUUUAUGAGAGGGAUGGCUAUGGCCACUGAAGUUCAAUCUCAAAUAUCUAAGCGCACUUCUCUUGAUAUUGGUGGUAAUUUGGCUGUCAAUGAAAGAUCUGGCGGUGGUGCAGCAACUGCAGUUCUUAGGCAUCAAGUAUCUUCAGUUUCCUCUGUGGAAUUAAUGGGAUCUAUGGGCUUGCAAUCAUUGGUAGGAAUACAAACUUCCCGCCAGUUAUCUGUUCAUUCUACGGCAUCAUUGGGCAUUACUGCGUCUUUGAGAGAUGGCUCUAUGAAUCUUUCGAACACCUGGAGCCGUCAACUGUCAGAAACAUCAAAUGGAAAUAUACAACUAUCUCUAGGUGAAGAGUCAUCUAUUGGUAUUGGCUGGAGAAAGAAAGAGCAAAAAGUGUCCGCGUCAGGAGAGAUUAAGAUUGGAACAAGCUCAUUUGGAGCAACUGCUAACUUCACUCGCUUCUUCUCCUCUAAAUCACAUGGUCGAAUUGCUGGCACAGUUGGAAGUGAUGCACUUGCACUUGAAAUUGGGGGUGGAAGAAAGAUAUCUAAAUUCAGUACUAUUCGGAUGUUAUACUCCAUUGGAGUUCAGGGGCUAAUCUGGAAGUUUGAAUUGCACCGUGGGGGACAGAAGUUAGUGAUUCCUAUAUUGUUGUCCCAUCAUUUGAAUCCAGUCUUUGCAACCGGAGCAUUCAUUGUUCCCAUAUCGCUGUAUUUUACACUUAAGAACUUUGUUUUCAAGCCUUAUUUUAUAAGAUGGGAAAAGCAAAAGUCACUGGAGAACCUUGAGAAGACCAAAAAUCAGGUUGAAGAGUCAAUAGCUGCUGCUAUGAAAGCCCAGCAGCUAUUGCAGAAUGUUGCCAACAGGAAGAAGAUAAAACAAGAAGAACUGGGUGGAUUAGUGAUUGUUCAGGCACUUUAUGGAAGUCAGAAGGCUCUGCUGAACAGACAUAGAUCGGACGAAACAAGAGAUGGAGUGCCUUCACAGAUCAUAGAUAUUACAGUACCGUUAAAUUUUCUUGUUACCGAUUCUGGGAAGCUCAAGCUACACGAAGGUGUGAAAAAAUCUGGAAUCAUGGGCUCUUGUGAUCCUUGUCCCGGAGAACCAAAGCAGUUGUAUGUUAAGUAUACAUAUGAUGCAAACAUACACGAGGUUACAGUUGGUGAUUAUGACGAGCUGCUAAUACCACAAGAAAGCCACAAAGUCUAAAAACGGGUGUCUAUACAUUAGGCCUUACAGGAUAUGUCACCAAUGAGCACCGAGCCCAUGUGUCUUGCCUGUUUCUCUGCAUGACUGUUUCAUACCCUUUAUAGGUAUCUUAUCUGAUUCACCAAAAUUCUGUGGCAAAUUUAGAUGCCACAUUAUGUAUUUUUCCACAAUUUAUGAUUUUACCAUAUUGACUCAAUAAACUAGCACAAGUUCUUGCUAUUAUUAUGGCAUUCUUUUUCUACUUGA